UUCGGUUACGGGGACGCUGGAAUCGGCUCUCAAAAAUCGAUGGAGACAAGAGAGGACGUCCUUAUACAUAACAUUUUUAUACAUAACAGCCCUACUUACAGCCAACUGAGCCUGCUGACCUUUUCCAGCCAUACUAGUCUGUAUCUUUUCCCCCUCUUUCUCCAUUAGCUCAUUGACAGAACCAUUUCUUUCAUUCUUCUUGUUCUUUUAUCGACAUGGCUACUGUCCCUUAUCCUAUUCUCUGUCUCCCAGACUCUGUACUUCAAAAGUCUUUGAAAUUAAUGGGCGUAGUAGAACAUUUAUGUCUAUCAAUUCUCUCGAAGAAUAUCAAACAACUCAUAGCUACGUUGAAAGGAUAUCCGAAAUGUUUUUCAUUCAAAUUUGUGCCAUUUACUUCAAUCACCGUUGUGGGAAAGCGGUUUGAAAAUUUUAAUUUUUGCUUCGACAUUGACGAAUCGACCCAGAAUGCCGAAUUACGAAGUUACACGGAUGAGGGAACAUAUAUAACGCUGACUGUACCCGGAUUCACUGAGAAACAUUGGAUUGAACAUGUUGCUUAUGUACUCUGUAGGCACAACUCUAUUAAAUUGGUUCUUUGGGAACCAAAUAUUGACGAAGUCUACGAAAUUGUGAAGGAUAUGGAAACUGUUGCAGUCGAUAUUGCAUCUUCUGAAAUUCAAAGUUGUCACCUGCUUAAACUGUUCCCUUCUUUAAGAUAUUUGGAAGUUUACAAAGCACCAAUCAAUACUCAAAUCCUUUCACACAAUUUAUUUCACCUAGAAGUUACGACAAAAGUGACGCUUAACGACAUUUUGAUUUCCAAUUGUUCGAACUUCUCGAUAAGUGGCAACGAUGUUUCCGACAUGGAAUUGAAUCUUUUCAUGAGAUCAUGGAUUAAAGGAUCCAAUCCCCGUUUAACUAAAUUCUGUAUCCAUAAUUCGCCAAGGGUACGAGACCCAUAUUUCGAAACCUUACUAUUUCAAAACAUGAAUUAUAUUGAAACUCACAAGAAUAAAUAUUGGAGAACCUUCGAAAUUUCGAGACCCGAUGGAACAAAAGCAAUCAUCGAGUGGAAUCCAGUCUAUAAUUUUUAUUUUAAUAUGACUGUCCAACACUGAUUUAUUGAAUUUUUAUAAUUUUUGUGUCCAAUAAAGUUUUCACAAGGAAAA
Messenger RNA from Caenorhabditis elegans, 1169 nucleotides. It is a transcript of the gene fbxb-22, whose product is annotated as F-box associated domain-containing protein. The record is from RefSeq and is marked reviewed. The transcript has 2 exons. NCBI's taxonomy places the organism in Eukaryota, Metazoa, Nematoda, Chromadorea, Rhabditida, Rhabditidae. Bases 216 to 1118 code for a protein of 300 amino acids.